Messenger RNA from Fonsecaea multimorphosa CBS 102226, 2571 nucleotides. RefSeq lists its product as uncharacterized. The transcript has 3 exons. Lineage: Eukaryota; Fungi; Ascomycota; Eurotiomycetes; Chaetothyriales; Herpotrichiellaceae. Bases 1 to 2571 code for a protein of 856 amino acids. The record is from RefSeq and is a predicted model, not a curated record.
AUGGAUAUCCUCACUCGCCUGAUUGCCGGUACUGGCUCGUACCAGACAAAACAAAGGACAAAUACACCAGCUGAGCGCCUUGGGUCUUGCAAGAGCAUUUGCAAUGCCUUGACUCACACCUGGCGCAGCGGUAGCGUUGAACGCGAUGAUGAAGCCGCCCUGAGCUACACUGUCAAACUCCUCCAACGCCUUGAAAGCAUUCUCCACGAUGAGUCGCGCAGAGCCGCGCCGCACUCCUGCCUCCGUUAUGUUGCCUCGAGCCAGACAUACAUCAUCAUAACUAAGCUUGCCGUUUCCUCUGCCAACGCCGACAUCAUCAAAUCCUCCGCACAGCUCUUUCACAUCCUCAUUAAUGGCGAGGCCGAAGGGUUGCUUGACAGCAAACUGUUCACAAGGUCUUUGUUGGAUCUGGUAUGCUUUGCUACAAUAGGAGGAAGGAUCAUCGUCGAAGAACGUCUUGAAACAGACCUGGUGGAAUUGCUAUUCGAGAUUGCUACCAAGAUCCGGCUCGAUCCAGACAUCCUUCCAGCUUGGUUCUAUCCAGAUCGAGAAGCAACACCUGGGCGCAACGCUGCAGACGACUCUAGAAGAAGUCAAUUCCCUUUGUUCCAUGUGCUGGUGCAGUACGUCCACCACGAUGGCCCGGUGGGUGACUUUGCUCGCACGGCGUUGUUAUACCUGACGGAAACUGCCUCCAAAUUUAAGCCAUUGGAGACAUGGAUGAUCGAGAGUGACCUGGCGCCUCAGAUGGCUAGUGGUCUUGGUGCCCUAUACAGCAGGCUCAGCAGACAGUCAACUCCCCUUAGUGGCCAAGUCGCUGCACCUCCAAUUGUCUCCCUCUCGGAUUGCUCAGAAACGUUUGCUUCGCUCACUGCGGUACCGCAAGUCUUCCAGCAAGACAUAAAAGCAUUCUUCACUUAUCUGGCGUUCUGGCAGGACACCUUGAACCAUUGCAAAUCGUCGGAGGUCAGUGAUACUUUGCUCGACCACUUCCAGGUCCUUUUCGUCCAACAACUCCUCUAUCCUUCGCUCUUGGAGUCAUCGGAUGUCGAGGGUGGCUCUACUGCCGCCGUUAUAACCCACCUGUCCCGGAUCCUCCUUGCUCUUGAUCACGACCAGCUUGUGGACCGCAUCUUACGUUAUCUUUUGGCGUCACCGAGCAUGCCCCGCGGGUCGACAGAAAGAAGCCAUCGAAGACAAAGGAUGUCUGUUAGCAGACGGAAGUCUAUUGAUCACUUGACAGCCCUUGCAGAAGUCGCCGAUAGUCCUUCUCCAAAUCUUUUCAAUCUCCUCGACUUGAUGGUAAUGAGCCUCAGAUCUCGUCACUCUGAAACCGUUAAUGCUUGUCUCAAGCUCUUAUCGGUCGUUAUUGAGAAUCAUCACUGCCAUGUGCUCACAAGUCUUUUUAAGCUUGAACCAGCGUCUACGUCUCCGGGCCAACGCGGAGUAGAGCGGCUGAACAGCUCCUUGCUCAAACUGUUUGACUAUGCUGCCGCGACAGGCAAAAAUCCCGAAAUGGACGAGUCAUAUCAGGCAGCCUUGUUGGACGAGCAGAUUUUACUGGAGCAGCACAGUUGCCUCCGCAUGAGCCGAGCGGACGUGGACGGAACGGACGAACGAGACAUGUCCAUUGCCCAAGAGUGCAAGCUCUUCGAAGCUCUACUCACACUGCUCCGAAGCUUUUUCGCGAAUGACACUGUCACGAAUCUGUAUCUGACUGAGGCUGUCUUGGCCUUGGCUGCCUGUGAACAUAUGAAUCUGCAGGGAUGGCUCCUGCGCCCAGGGAAGGAGACCAAUAGUGAAGACUGCUCUGCAAUUAACGUUACCUUCGUGAUUGGCGAACUUAUUGAGCAAGUUCGUCAAUGGCGCUCUCAAUUCCCCGAAUGGGACGAGCUUAUCUUUCGAAGAAGACUAGAACUGUCGGAGGACGACUCGCUUACCAGUCCUCAAUAUGCAAGGACUGUUUCAUGGCAGACGAAGGAGACCGAUUCAAAUCCCAGAAGCAUCUCGCCUUCCGCCGGGAAGUCUCAGUCACCACCGAGAACUCCAAGAGGACGGAAGAUAACGACGAGGGACUUUGGGUCCAUCGACAGUGCUUUAUCCAAGUCUGGAACGCACGCGAGCGUCCUGACUGAGCGCACUCUCGGUCAUUCGCCCCUUCGGCAAUCAGUAGCACCACAAUCUGAGGAAAGCGAGGAAUCAGCACAGCAGCCAGCAUCUUUGGUACCACCGCCAUCAAUGCCGCUUCUGAAAACACAAGUCGCGCUAUUUAAUUUCAAGGCACCGGAAGAGGCUUCUGAAUCCCUACCCGUACAUGCAGGUCGCAAGCAGACUUCAAGCCCUGCUGGCGACAAACGUCCUGUGUUGUUGGAUGCAAGUGGCGAUUCUGGAACAGCGACUCCAAGCGGUCCAGAGGACUGGUCAUCGGGCCCAAGGAACCACGUCAGUCUCAGCCAUUUACUGACCAACGCCAUCAUUCUUCAGGAGUUUAUUCUCGAGAUUGCAGCAAUCGUGCAGCUGCGGGCGACAUUCUUUGGCGAGGUCGAGUUUACCACGAAACUCUCGGAUUAG